AUGGCGUAUCGUCGUGCUUCGCUGUCCUGGCUGUGCUGGUGUCAAAGGCCUCGAAAUCUCGACAGGGAAGCUUGGACACACACCCAGGCAGUGGCUGACGGCGCACACCCAUGUGCUGAUCCGUCGCAUUCCUGCCUGCCGCCAAUCGUGUUCAUCCCUGGCUUUGCUGGGAGCUUGCUUGAUGCAAGCGUUAGCAGGGAUCGUGCCGCGAAUCCGAUGUGCAGCUUGAGCGGGACAGAUCACGUCUGGUUUGAUGCGGAGUACUUCGUCCCUUUGCUUAUCGACUGCUGGAUGGAAGAGAUGAGACUGCAGCUGAACGUAACGGCUUCCAUUACCAGCGCUCUGGAGCUUGAGGACGAAGCGCAAGGUGUGCAUGUCCACACCGUCAGCUAUGGUAGCAUCAAGGAUUCGCUCUUCGACUACGGUAUCUUCCAUGGUGGGACAGGGGUCUGGACUCCAAUCAUUGCGCAACUGGAGAAGCUGGGCUUCAAUGCCUCGCACCUGUUUGCUGCCCCGUACGACUGGCGCCGUGGUCCUGGCUACUGGAAGCAGCACGACUGGCCUCGCUUGAAGACGUUCCUGGAGGAGAAGGUCCGCGAGUUUGCUCGGCCUGCCAUCGUCAUGGCGGUGUCACAAGGCUCGCCGUUCUUUGCAGGGUUCCUCCAUCACGCCGGGGUGGAUGUUGCUUGGAAGAAGGAGCACCUGGCGUCCUUCUUCUCCUUCUCCGGGGUCUUCGGCGGCACCGUGGGAGGCCUGGGCCUGGCCAUGUGGGGAGAUGCCCGGCCGCUGGGAAGAUCCCACGCAGCCUACGACCUCAAAGUGGACUUCGCCUCACGGGAGAGCCUUCGGGACCUGCUGCGCGGCUGGGGAGGUGUGAGCAUGUUGUUGCCGCGCAUCCAUGCGGAUACCGCCUUCAUCCAGCUGCCGCCAAAUUUCAAGGGCAACGUCACCUGGGACAACUUGGACGAGGCCCUCGGGCGUGUUUCCACGGAGUUCGCGGCCCUCUACGAGCUGUCGCUGUACUAUCCCAUCUCCGGGCACCCCGGCGUGAAGACGCACUGCUUUUUCGGCUCGGCACUGCGCAGCCCGGCCCAGUAUGUCUACCGAUCGACACCAAUGAACGCUUCGGAGAGCAAAAGCCUCAUGGACCAAGGCCUGGAGGCGGCAGAGCAGCUCGGGCGGGGGAAGAAGCCAGACCUGAUGUCCCUGCUGGGAGGGAUUGACAAGCUAGCGGAGGAGUUCAUUGAACCAGCGAGCAACCACACGGCUCCUUUGGUGCCAGCGGGACCGCCCGGGAGUGUGGAGUGGUGGGACUCCGUUGGACAGCUGCUCUCUUACCGGCAGCCAGACGAGCUCGUGACCACCGAUGGGGACGGCCUGGUGCCUCGGGAGUCCCUGGCAAUCUGCGAGGCCUGGGCUCAAGCCGAGGAUCCCUCGCUUGCUGCGGAGAUCCACGAGGUGAAGGGGCGCAGCCACGGCUCGGAGCUCUUUGAUCCCGAGGUGCUCUUGGCCAUGCGAGCCUCCGUUGCGAAGGUGGCCGGCGUGAAGAAUCCAGAUGACAGGAGCACACCCUUUGGAAAGCCAUCUCGUAUGGACAGAGACAUGGCGCGACCGUUGGAAGAGUUUAUCCAGAUCGUCGGGCCCGACGUUGCAAGAUGGGACUGCCGAACGUGGGCGAUGCAGUACUUCAGUGAUGGUGACCUCCACGGCUGCAGCGGGAAGCUGAUCCUUGCCUCCAGCGGCUGCCAGGAUCCCGGCUGCCGCCAGGCCUUCACGCGUGAUCCGGAGACUCUGUCGCGGCGGUGCCCCGAGACGUGCGGCGGUCGACUGCCGAAGCACGGAUUGGACUUGCCUCGACCUCUGGAGGAGUUUGAGGCGAUCCUGGGACCUCAGGUCGCUUCCUGGAGCUGCCAGCAGUGGACGAACCUCUACGAUGAUGUGCUCGACGCGGGCUGUGCGGGGGAUGCCGUGAUGAAGGCAAAGAACUGCGACGAGGGGUGUCGAAGCGCAUUUCGAGGCGACAGGUCCUUCAUGCAACGGCGAUGCCCAGCGACCUGCCAAAAUAACGGAACGGACCUUCCCCAGCCCUUGAAGCAGUUCGAGCACGCCGUGGGGCCAGAGGUGGCCAGCUGGGACUGUCCGAAGUGGGUGAAGCUCUACCAUGUUCCGGACUGUGCGGCCGAUCAGAUCCUGUCGUCGCCCAGCUGUGAUGAAGGGUGCCAUCGAGCUUUUGCUGACGAUCCGUUCUUCCUCUUCCGCCGCUGCCCGGAGACUUGUACAAGAGGGAGGAAUGCAGAUUCCAUGCAGUUGGCGCAGUCAGUGCCUGCGAAAGGGGACAGGGACGCACAUGUGAUGGCAUCCAAAGGAGGCCACGCAGCACCGUGGGAUCCCUGGGCUUUGGGCAAGUGGCUGCCGCUUCUUCUCCUUCCGUUUCCCUUCCUGUUGGCAGCGCGAAAUCUUCGUGGACGCCCUCCAGCCGCGGCCGGCGAGGCCGGCACUCCUUUGCAUGACGCCGGUGAGUUCAGCGAGUUCGAGGGCCGAGCGCCCGUGAGAAGUUGGUGGCCUCUUGGAAGCCUCGGAACGAGGCCAGCAGCUGCGAGGGAGGUGGAGCUUCAGGGACAUUCUGCUCCCUAG
Messenger RNA from Symbiodinium necroappetens, 2634 nucleotides. The record is from the annotation of a GenBank genome assembly. NCBI's taxonomy places the organism in Eukaryota, Dinophyceae, Suessiales, Symbiodiniaceae.